AUGGUUUUGGCUUUUAGAAAUAUUAAGGAGGAAAGAUUUUUGAAACAUAUUCAAUCGGAUCCUAGUCAAAGAGAUCCUAAUCUAUGGUGUGAAUUCCACGGAACACAUGGACAUAGAUCUAAGGACUGUCAGCACCUUCGGGAAGAGGUUGCAGUGCUACUGAAGAAUGGUCACCUUAGAGAAUUUCUAAGUGAUCGGGCCAAAAUCAAUUAUGGGAAAAAUCAAGACACUGGGGAGACGGCUAAACUAGCUGUAGGGUCACCUCACUUGACGAUUAACAUGAUCUUUGGUGGUGACGAAGUAAAUGGGGUGAUAUUUUUAGCAGCAAAGAAGACAAAAAUAUCAAAAACUCAUGGCAAGAGGAUUCGAGAAGCUUCAGAAGAUGAUGACAUCACCUUUAUAGACGAUGAUGCUAAUGGCCUUCUUCUACCGCACAAUAAUGCUAUGAUGCAUGAAAUGAAAGUUGCACCAUCAGCUUAUCAUCAACUGCUGAAGUUUCCCACACCGGAAGUGUUCAAACAAAUUAGAGGAGAUCAACCAGCUGCAAGAGAAAUGAAUGCAGUUACCUUGUCCAGUAGCAAAGGAAAAGAAACAAGCAAAUAG
This is a messenger RNA of Nicotiana tabacum (common tobacco), 603 nucleotides long. RefSeq lists its product as uncharacterized. The record is from RefSeq and is a predicted model, not a curated record. NCBI's taxonomy places the organism in Eukaryota, Viridiplantae, Streptophyta, Magnoliopsida, Solanales, Solanaceae.